UGUAAGGCGGAGGUUUCCACAAAUCAAGUACACCAACGGGUGAGAAAAUUCAGCCAGGGGACAUAAAAUUCGACUGGAAGACAGCAGGGCGGAGGCGGCGGGAGGCCCUGCCGCGGCCCUAAGAUGGCGGCACCGUGAGGGGGGAGCGGGCUGGACAGGGACGGCUGUUGUUGAAGCUUUAUUGUUCCCGCUGCCGCCGCCACCCGCCGUGUCCGUCGCGCCUGCCGCGCCGUACCCAGUAAAGGUAAAACCAUGGCGGAGCCGGCCGGGCCCGCUCGGCAACGGGCGGUCGGGGCGGCUCGACUCACCCCCGACGCCGCCUGGCUGUCCCGGCUCUAGCCACCCCUCGUUGCCCCUCCUCGGUACGCGCGGAGGGGAUGGGACGCUUCGCCUCGUACCGGAGAGCCGGGGGACGGGACGGGUGGGUGCCUCCCCUACCCGCAGAAAGGGACCAGCCCCUAUGAAGCCUGUCAGGCGGAUGAGGAGGUUGAGGGGGUCCGAAGGGUGCCUCUGUAUUCAACCUGGCCGGAUGCGGGGACCCCCACACCCCACCCAUGUUAAAUCGAAGUCAGCCUUAUAAGAGCUCCUCUAGUGCCCAAAAAACGCAGUCUUUCUCAUUUUAAACACUCCCCAUGUCCUGCCAUCUUUGCCUUAUGGCAGGGGCCUUUCUUUGAAACCUACACAUAAAAGAAGUUUCCUCUGAAAUGUUGUCUCUACCAGUGAGCCAAAGCCUCUCUGCUGGGUUCCAUUACCCUCUAAAGGUGUUACAUUACUUGUGCAUUAGGGUUGUGCCCCUGCUUGGGCAGGUGUGACCCUCCAGGAAGUUUUUUAAAGGUAUGCAUGGGAGGGGUUUAUCUUGUGCUUUGGUCACAGCAGAUUCCUCUCCUUGCUUUGGCCCACUAAUCGCAUCUGUUCUUUGAGAUGAUCCAUCAAGACUGACGCAUCAAGAGACAAAUGAACAGAUUUUUUUUCACUACAUCAAAAAAAUGAGGAGUCUCAUUUGAUUUCCUCUGUGAUCUCCAGCUCGAUUGAGCUGCUGCAGGGGAGCAGGGAGAAGAGAGCCUCAGGGCUGUCCCUGUCCCCAAAUCAGUGGGAUAUGUUAGAGGUGCUGUGGUGGGUCCUUACCAGGACCCACCUCCUCCCUGCAGAGGGAGAAGCUGCAGUGAGGUGAGGCUUGGGGGCAGUUAGUUUCCUCUACUGUGCUGGUCAGGAAGGCUGACACACCUGAUUUAUGAGCCAGACAUAACAUAAGACUGCAGGGUUCUGCAGGGUUCUGGUUGAGAUAUGCCAGGUGUCUUGUGUUUGAGGGGGAAUUUGGGUUUACACUCUGGUUCAAAGACAGGGUGGUGCAGGAACAACCUGUUGGAGUAUGGACCAGAACAGAGAGGUCCUUUCCCAGCCUCUGUGCCCUACUUACUCACUCUUAUUUCCUCUCUUUCCAGUAUAUUGUAACUGUCUGGACAUACCACUUAAAGAAAGUGCCCAAAGUGUCCCUGUUGUCCCUCAAAAAGCAGCUCAGCAGUUACAAAAUUCUUCCAGGAGAUGGAGGAGGCAUGUUGGCUUUGUGGGGCAAACCCUACUUGGCUUUCACAAUGCUGCAUCUUCCUCUGCUGUUUUGGAGCAGCUGCACUCGUUUGAAGAGUUGUUGAAAGUCCGUUUUUCUUAGUGGAGUUUUAGGACUCUCUGAUAGCCUGAUGCAGGAGGUGACAGUGAUGCAAAUCCAGGUAUCUUGAUAGACUCAGCUCCCAGUAAUUCUGUGUACUUACUAAGAAGUCUGAGGGAAUCAGACCCAUUUUGGGGUAACCAUGCUUGAGAAGUAUAAUUUUAAAGGCCUUUGCAUCAAGGUGCCUUAAGGGUGUGUAGAGCCAUGCCUGCCCUUGGCCAUGGGAACAAAUGGCUCCUGUACUUCUGGUGUUGCAAAAUGGGUCACAAAAACUGGUCAAAGUAGUGUAGUGUUUUUCUUAGUAAGUCAUUAAGCAAUUGCAACACACCAUCAUCUGUGAUGUAAACCUACCUGACAAAAAGCAGUUCAGAUGCCCAGCUUUUGUUUUUUGAGGAUGUUAAGGGAACCGGCAAAAUAUAAUUAGCACUUCUGGUGUUCUUGGGCAUGGUGAUCCGUGGCUGAGCAGUGACUGGAGCAAACUGUGGUUGUUUCUUUGGGUUUGUGCUGGUUUUCCACUGCAUGAUAUUGCUUGCUUUUUGGGGCAGCUCUUGGUUUGAAGAAAUCUUGCCUUUAAGAGUUGUAGCAGAUCUGUUUGUUUUUUGAUCUAUUGUAUUUCUAUUCAGAGCAUCAGUGCAGACAGCCAGCCAAAAUGUGUGGGGUUUGAGUGGUAGAUUCUGCUACCUUUAGAGACUGUGGAAUGCUGAGUUUAGUCAAAGUGUUGCUUAUUUUCCUCUGUUACUAGUCUGUGCUGAUGCUCUGAACUGCAACAAAAUAGAUUGAAAAACAAAUUGGUGUAUCCUGGUUCCUUGUGCUAGAUUUCACAUUAUCCUCUGGGUGAGCUGCCUUCUCUGUCCCUUUGGAGCACCCCAGAGACAAGUAAUGACCCCUCAGCCUCUUUCAGCACUUCAAAGGCUGAAUUACUUUCUGGGGAGAGAUAAGAAAAUGGAAUUGCAGUCCUUGAUUUUCUGGCUUUUCAAUAACCCUCAGUGUAAGAUCAUCAUCUUGGUAACAAGAAAACAGGAAACUGGUAAACAGGCACAGAAAGUAUUCAGAUUGUGAUUUAAGGCUGCCACUGCUCUUAACUCCCCAAAGCUAAAAACAGAACAUUGCCCCCUCACUCAGAGGCCACUGUCAUGCCCAAGGGACUGCAGGCCUGAGCAACACAAGAGAUAUAUCCUAGCUUUCUGUCCUACUUCAUUCACUGAUUUCCGUGAGGAUUGUGAAAUGAGCCUUUGAUUGAGUGCAAAUGGGCUGGGAUGUGGUGAGCUCUUCUCACAGGGUAGGGAGCCUUUCUGGGCUGGCUACCACUCUCUUGCAAUGACCGCUUUGAAUUUUAGCUCCCCAAGCAGAGAGCUGAGUGUGGGGAACAGGAGGGUUGUGGGAGUGCUCCUGUGAGCCCCUCUGAUCAGCUCCAACAGAAGUGGCAUUAACUGGGGACAGAAAAGUUGGAUUAUUCCAUUUUGCUUAUCUCUUUCUGUCCACUUUUUUCCCCUGCCUUCUUAGUUUUAGGUUUUUAGAGCUUGCUUAGGACUCCCUGUCUUCUAGUUUUGCACUGGGUUUACAGGAUGAUUUUAUACAUCUUCAUUAUCCAUGUGAGCACUGCAAGUUCCCUGUCUCUGCAUGGCUGCAGCAGAGCAAUAGGCUGUGGGUCUGUGCCACAUGGAUCUAGUAUGCUUGGACAGCUUCAUCAUUUGGCAGGGAGGCAAUAGAUGUUGGGGUUUUAUUUUUUUGUUUAGUUUUUUUUUUUUAAGCUACAAAAAGCCUACUCCAUGUGCAUCUAUAGUGAGAAUUUCAGGCAUGGAAUACAUCCUCAAGCUAGCCACUGAGAUGGAUACAGGAAGAGCUUUUGCUAAGUUACUAAUGACAGCAGCUGCGUUGACCACACCUUGUAAAAGUCCUUAAUUAUAUAGUAAGGGAUAUACAGAAUCCUUUUGCUUAAACCUUAGGGGCCUUACAAUUCUUUCUGUGCCUUGUGAUGGAUGUUCCGAAGGUGUGGGUAAAGUGGCAGCAGAAACUGUGAGGGAGGAAUGGUCUCAUCCUUGCACCUUUGGAGUACCUGUCUCUGUAGAGUCUAAUUGCUAAAGUGCUUGGUCCUAAAUUUCAAUUAUCUUUUGAUCAACCUGGUGUUGUGCAUGGCUUUUGAGUCCGUUGGAUCUAGAUGCAAGUAAUUAUAUGAAUAAUGAAGAGAAGUGAUUUAAUUUGGGCACGAUUUUCAGUUCUGUGGAUAGAAUUGGGUAGCCCCUUUCCUCCUUCAUUCUUCCUUCAACUUCCCCCAAGAAAGAAAGGUUGUUGCUAUCAAGAGAUCUUUUUCCUGUUCUAAUGUAGUUUAAAGAAAACAACAUGAAAGCCUCAAACUAUGGAGGUGUGGGAGGACAGAAAUAAAUGGAAAAAAGGCAUAAAGAGCUGAAACUGGACAGUGGAGGGUGAUGUUUUCUGCAGACAUGUUCUGCACCUCCUAUACUUCUGCGGUUCAGAAGAAAAAGGGUCAUCUUUGCUGAAGUGGGUGUCCUGAGAGCAGUUGCAGAUGACAACGGUUGCUUAAGGGCGACGGGGGGCAUUUAUCAACAUGUUGUCAAGUAGAGCCUUAGAAAUUGUGGGCACUGUUGAAAAUUUGCCUUAAAUGGAUUGAUCUCACAGUUUCAUUGGAAGUCAGUGGAAGGAAAACUCCUAAGCCACCUUGGUGUUUCCCCUGGAAAGCUGACAGGAUGAGGCUUAAGAUGUCCCCUCCAAGGAUUAAUUUUGCAAGGCCUGUUGUGCAGCUUGGUUGGGCAAAUGCCCUGUCUCCUUUUUCACUUUCUAACUCCAGUGACUGGUAUUUCGUAAGAGGGCAGUUCUUAUGUGGCUCAGGUGUCAGACAACCCAGGAACAGUCUGCUUAAGCCAUGUUUUACCUUAAGUUUGGAGUCCCCAGUGGAGCUGACUCCCAAGAGGAGUCAGAGAAGCAGCUUUAAGCUGAAGUGACUAUUGGCUUUUUCCUACCAGUGGUGUUGGCAGAGGCAGACAAUGUAGGCUCUGUCAGCAUACAUCACUGCUGAAGUAUCAGUUACCUGCUGUCAGAGAGAGAUUCCCAGUUCUGCCUAGUCCCCCAGCCAAAUCUCCCAAAAGUCAUCUAGAUGAUGGCUGGGAGACAUAGUCACACAAACUCGGGUGAGAAACAAGACGUAAUUUAACUGUGUGGUGGUGGAGGGUACUCCACUUAAAAAUCAGUUAUCAUGACUCGGUUUCUUACUGGAAGAGAGACAUUAGCCAAACCCAAGUUACUGAGCCUGGAAGUCUGGCAGGCAGUGAUGGAUGAGCAGUCAGAUUGCUGAUGGUGGUCCCUUCUGGCUCUUGGGCCCUCUGAAUAGGGUGCAAAUGUCUUGGGGCUGGUCUUGGCCAACACCCCUUGUUAUAAAUGCCUGUUCUCUUUGAUGGUACUGGAUGGUUUGGAUCCCUAUAAAAAAUUAAAGAAAUAAAAUGUAUUUGAAAAAAUAUGUCUGUGCUAAUUACUCAGGACACAUUUUCCAGUGCUCUGAGUUGCUGUAAUGAAGAAGGGGACAUGCUGGUAGGCUGCUUAGAGUUUCACUGUUUUGAGCUCUCAUGACCAAAUAUGUCUUCUAUAUUCCUGCCAGGAAUAGAGGGAGCAGACGGUGCUGCUGCUUCCUCCAGCUUGCCACAGUGCAAGCAAUAAGCUUCAUGCAGGAGGCUAUUCAUGGCAAAGUGAGCAGACGUCUCUUCCAGGACAACGAUUUUUCCUGCUUAUCAAUUUGUAGGAAGAGCUGUAGCUAUUAUUAUUUAACCAGCAGACUCAGUUUCAACUCAUCUGAAGGACUUCCAGUUGAAGUCCUCUGGGGAAGGAGUGGGUGGACUAAAACCGUUAUUACAUGGAGUCUGGCAAAAGAAUCGUGUCUGUCUCUUCUCCCACGACCAGCAGCAACUCUGAUGAUGGCAGCUUGGUUCCUUGUGAUUCAAAAUGGUGUGGGAGGAGAGCAGAGCCUGCAUGUUGGAUCGACUGGAAGUACAGGUGGUUGGCCCUGUGCAUGGGGGAGGGGGUGGAUCUGAUAUUUGGAAAGAUGAGGUGCAGAUCAACCAGGCUUUGGUAGUGAUGUGCCUGAAGAAGCUCUGGCUCUGUGGGGCAGGAGGGUGGGCUAUCAGCCUACUCAGGUUUUUCUGCCUUCCAGAGAAGGACCCACCAAUACCAUGCUCUUGCUUCAGAAGUACUGAGAAGUACUGAGGAGCGUAACACCUCUGCUUUGAGGUGAUGGCAAAACCAUCUGUGAUCUUCUCCUGGUGCUUGAAAAACAAGUUUCAUAGCACUUCAUCUUCAAAGCCUGAGGAAGCUCUUGGCUGCACAGGAGAGCUCUCCUGCAUUUCUGCCACCACAGACAGUGCCAUGCAGAACGACAGUUGGGGUCCUGCCUGCCUGUGGACAGGAAGUCCUGCUUCCCACAAAAGCUGAGUUCCAGAGAAGUUGAUGCCUUCAAGAAGUGAGAUGUCAUUUCAGCCUGCACCUAGCAUCUGCUUAUGAUGUCAUUUGGUACAAACUGGGAGUUGCUCUGAUCCUGAUUUCAUGCGAGGCAGAGCUUUGAAAUUGGUGUAUGUGCAUUGGCUGUUAAAGCUCGUACCCUGGUGAUAGGCUGUACUAGUCAUGUUAUCUCCAAGAGAGCCGGAAGCUGAGUGCGAAGAUGUUAAGUGUUGAAGGUCAUGUAAUUCAUGUCCAUCCAGAUGGUCUGAACAGGUCUUCAUGCCCUGCUUCCUGUUGCGGCAGGCGUCUGACUCUCUCUGACCUGGCUAGCGGCGGAGCAGCUGGAGACGGGCUGCAAUAAGCAGUGGAGAAUGCAGGCACCCAGCGUGGGGCACAGAAGAGCGUCAACCUCCCAGCAAACAUGGGGUAUUGAGGAUGGUGCAGAGAGACUACCAAUGUGAGGCCCUAGAGCACCGUGGGCUUUGGUACUCGGGAGCGAGGUUUCACGGGGACCAGCAGAGAAGAGAGGGGAUCUUUUGCAUUCUGCCCCGCCACGUCCCUGAAGCUACUGACCCUGAGAACAGAAUGGGAGAUGGAAGGACUGGCCACACAGCCACACCCCAGACAACCAACAUCAGGCCUCAAGAAAGAAGAAGCCACAACUGAUGGCAUCCAGGCAGCUUAUGGUGAGGAGCAAAGGACUUGCAAAGGACUCUGGGACCAAUUGGGAGUAGCCAUCCAGAUCAACAGCCCAUGAUUGGCUAGAAGGCUUCUGGAACAUUCUGAGAGACUGCAUUCUAUGAGAGACUAUAUAUAUGCAUGUCGGCCCCACUUCAGGGUCUUCUGAAGCAGCCUCUUUAUGUUUUGUUUUGCACCCUUGUUUGCACCCUUUUAUUUAUUUAAUAAAUAUCUUCAGUUUUGGCACUUCAGCUGUACCUGUCCCUUCCUUGUUGCUGUGCCACUCGACCACAGCAUCGUCAAGCUCCUGAGAACAGAAGGUUUCCCCAUGCGCCCUGUAGAUCCCUCGGGGUGUUGUUGCUGAUCCAUCUCCGGCUGCUCCACUGCCACCUGGGUCAGAGAGCACCGGCAGUCAGACACAUGCUGCAACAGCUUCCCCACCUGCCCUUUCAGAAACCAGCUCCUGAAUCAGCUCCAGCCCCUGGCUGCAAGCACAGCCUGGCACUGCAGUGCCUGAUCUGAUGGGCACUCACAUCUCUGUGAGAUGUAUGGCACACCAGGGAGGCUCUACUCCCUUUUUAUAGCCCCUCUGACUCAGUACUCAGUCUAUAUCUGCUCAUUUAGGUUUGAACACUAUCUAGACUACUCAGGUGUCAGAUUAAGUUGCUGAAUUUGAGGAGUGUGAGUUCAGAAUGAGGAUCUUGCUAUAACCAAAGAAUUGAAGCAUAGUAAACUACUAAAAUUUGCAAACUGAAAAGUAAUUUUCUUACUCUUUCUGUCUUGUAGAUAGAAAUGUUGCCAGGAUCCAUUUACUUUUCAUUAUUUGGGCUUUGUAAAAGCAGUGUGGAGACCAAGGCAAGAUGAGGCCAGUAGGAGCUUCCAGUUAUGGCUGGCAGUUGCUGCCCCAGUUGUACACUCUCUUCAAGGAGCAGCACUUCUGUGUCUGCACCAUCUUCAUUGGGAAUGUGCAUUUUAGAGCACACAAGGUGGUUUUGGCUCCUGCCAGCCUGCUGUUUAAGUCCAUGUUGGACAGCACAGACACCAUCUCCAUUGAUGCUUCUGUGGUAACACCUGAGGAGUUUCCACUCUUACUUGAGAUUAUGUACAGUGGCAAACUCCCACUAAGAAAACACAAUUUCACCAAAGUUACCUCUGUGACAGAUAGUCUGCAGAUAUUUGAUGUGGCUGUUAGUUGUAAGAACCUCCUCAGGGAUCUCAUAAGUUGUUCUGCCCAGGACCAGGUAGUAAAAGGAGUCUCCAGCCAGGAAGCAGAUUCAUCUGGAAACCAAGCUAAAGCUAAUUACCUGCCCCAGUCUGGAAGACCUGAUGAAGGCAAAAUAUCAUCCUCAGUCAGAGAGUUUCUCCUUUACUCUGUAGAAGCAGAAAUGGAAGCAGGUGUUUCUCCUCCUGGCCAGGAACUUACUGUGUAUCUCACCUGGGUUCAUCAGGACACAAUGUCAAGUGGCUCCAGGUCCCUCCAAGAGGAUUCAGGCUCUGGCCCUGACCAGCCUGCCCAUGCUGAGUGGAGUGGCUGUGUGGAAGAGGAGCUUGCUGAGCUGCCAGAGGGGAAAGGGCGAUCAAGGGAUUUAGCAGCAGAGAGCAAAAGCUAUUAAAUAGAUUUCUUUGUUUGAAAUGAAAUGUUUUCUGAGGCUCUUUCUGAUGCCCAGGCUGUGCUGAAAAGACUCAAAGAGUGCAGAGAAAUUGAUGCCUCUCAAAAGGUGGCUCUGGCUGUCUGUCUGGCCAAGGGAGAGGAACAUUCAGUGUUCAAGAAGCGGCUUGUCAAAGUUAAGGAUGCUUACACCCAGGAUAGUGACACUAGGGAUGCUCGGCCUCUGGACACUCAGACCCUCGUGUCUUUUCUGAAGCUGUUUCAAGACGUGAAUCCUGAGCUGAGGGUGGCUUUGGUGGAGAGGGAACAGAGCAGUGGAGAAGCCUCACAUCAAGCAGAAAGCAUAGCCAAUGAAGGGAUGCUGACCACUCACUUGCUGUGCUGCAGGGAGGAGCUGAUCCAGAGCGUGAUCCAGCUGAGCCCCAUCACAGAGUUGGAGGCAGUAGAAGAGGGAUUCCUGACUGCUUCAGAGAAACAGGUAGCUUUGGAUGGCUGUGAAGGCAGCUCUCAGAGGGAAGCCAUGGACAAUCUGAUCAGGAAGGUGGAUGAAGAGAAAACCCUGGAAGUGGAUCUUCUGGAGGCUGUGAAAGCAUCCUUCCCUGGACUCCAGCUUCUGCCAGACAACUUGGUGGCAAGAGCAAACGUCUCUGAUGGUAAAGGCAAAGGGAGCCCAGAGGAUUAUAGGGCCAAAGUGUUGUGACAAUACCAAGAGAGCUUUGUGGAGCUCCUGACAGACAGACUGAGAUGA
Onychostruthus taczanowskii (white-rumped snowfinch) is the source of this 9141-nucleotide messenger RNA. RefSeq names its product zinc finger and BTB domain containing 40 (gene ZBTB40). The record is from RefSeq and is a predicted model, not a curated record. Gene Ontology annotation, biological process: regulation of transcription by RNA polymerase II. NCBI's taxonomy places the organism in Eukaryota, Metazoa, Chordata, Aves, Passeriformes, Passeridae. Gene Ontology annotation, cellular component: nucleus. Gene Ontology annotation, molecular function: RNA polymerase II cis-regulatory region sequence-specific DNA binding; DNA-binding transcription factor activity, RNA polymerase II-specific; protein binding.